AUUUAAUUUGAUAUUUCCAGUCACCCGGAUAACGAACAAAUAUACUUCCUAGUUGAUAUUGUUAAUUACUGGGACGGUAUUUGGGAUGCAAGCAUAAUAACAUUAUUUCUAACUGCCCCUGGUGGAUGUCACCACUUCUGAUAUGUUGUUCGUUCUGAUUAUCCACGCAACUAUUCUGUUGACAAUUACAGCCCAAAAGAACCUUACGCCAGAAGGAAAGGCUUCACAAACUGGUACAUUGCGGGUGAAUUCAAAUGCAAUAAACGCUAUACAGCCUCCUAUAUCAAAUAGAUUCCAAGAAGGAAACACUAUAUAUUGUACCCACACAUUUGGUUAUGACGAUGAUAACCCGCUGCCGGCUUGGUGGAUGUUUGAAUUUGAUUUUGAGCUUGCAUACAUCACAGAAAUACAAAUAUGCUACAGAAAUGGUCAGGCUUCACGGAUGGAUGGAUUUAAAUUAUAUGUGACCAAUACAUCAUUGACUCCAUCUGAUUCGUCACCUAAUGGCUAUCUCUGUUAUGAAGAUCCUGAGGAUAAUGAUGGAAGUCUUCCAAACCUCAAUCAGACAAUACCUUGUAACCAUCUUGGAAAAUACGUUAUUUAUUACGAUGAUAAAGGAUCAUCCGGUCUCGGACCUAUUGUUGAACUAUGUUAUGUUGCCAUUAAUGGUUGUCAAAAGAGUUUUUGGGGUAGUGAUUGUCAAAAUAAUUGUGCAGAAAAAUGUAUAGAGCGAAAUUGUUUCCCUGGAAAUGGUUCCUGUGUAUGGGGAUGUAACCCUACAAAUUGUUUAAAUGGUGUUUGUGAUAAAGAUACUGCAGUUUGUACAGACGGUUGUAUAGAAAGAAGAACCGGGACCUAUUGUAAUCAGUAUAACAUGGCGUCUGAUGGUUUAGUUUGGCAUGUUCCAAGUAGUGGCACACCGGCAAAUCAAGCAAACGAUGGAAUUGUCACAACAUGUUCAAGAACAAAAGGACCUAGUGUAACAUUUCAUGUUGACCUUCAGGAGAAAAGCAUUGUAACUGGGUUGUUUGUCAUAUUAGGAGAAGGUACAACAGAUGGGUAUCAUACUAUUUACGCCUCAAAUGAUAGCAAUACUUGGAAUAAUGGAAUAGUGUUAUACAAUGAAACAUCUGUGCCUACCGAGAUCAACCUUCAAGCAGUUUUUAGAUUCCUGACUUAUGCGCGCCCAGUUCAGAAUCCGUUUACUGAGUUAGAACUAUGUGAGAUUGGAAUUAUUGGUUGUCCACCUACACACUAUGGAGCUUUAUGUAAUACAACGUGCCCACAAAACUGUAAUGGACCAUGUGACCUUGAUGUAGGGGAUUGCAUUUAUGGAUGUACAAAUGGGUGGACUGGUGAUAGGUGUGAUCAAGACUGUAAUGAUGGUUUUUACGGAAAAGAUUGUCUUGAAUCAUGUUCUGGUACCUGUUUGAAUAAAAAAUGUGAUCAUGUGACAGGAGAAUGCAUUGGUGGAUGUUAUGAUGGAUGGCAGGGAUUCAAUUGUUCACAAACCUGUCCCGACGGUCAAUUUGGGAAGAACUGUUCCAAGUUUUGUGAUGGAUGUAUAUCAAGAUUGUGUGACCAUGCUAGUGGAUUGUGUGAAAACAAAACAAGCUGUAACCCUGGUUAUAAGUCCACCGACCAUUGCGACAUGAUGUGUCCCGAUGGUGAAUUUGGUGUUAAUUGUGAAAAGAAAUGUGUUUGUCUAAUCGAAACUUGCAGUAAAGGAACAGGAAAAUGUCCACCUGGAGGCUGUAAAGAAGGUUUCUAUGGUGAAUCAUGUAGCAAAGAUUGUGAAAGUGGUAACUUCGGUCGAAACUGUGGAGAAUUUUGUGGCGGAUGUAUAUCUAAUAUAUGUGAUAAACUUGAUGGGUUCUGUACAAACACCACUGGAUGUGAACCUGGUUUUCUGUACGAAGACUACUGCAACAAAAGUACGUAA
Molecule: messenger RNA, 1942 nt
Organism: Mytilus trossulus (common blue mussel)
Lineage: Eukaryota; Metazoa; Mollusca; Bivalvia; Mytilida; Mytilidae
Product: platelet endothelial aggregation receptor 1-like
Exons: 12
Coding region: 143-1942 (599 amino acids)
Molecular function (GO): scavenger receptor activity
Source: RefSeq, a predicted model, not a curated record